AUGGAGACAACUGGAUUAGUCCGAGCGGAAAUACUUUGCCAACAACAUGUUCCCGGUGCUGCAGUGUUUCUCAAUAUACUGGAUGAGAUACAGAAAGAGGUGGAUGAUCCAAAACAUGAAUUUCGUCGUCGCAUCCUAGCUGGUAUGUUCCGCGAUAUCCAGGACGGAGAUCUAUCGCUGUAUGAUUUCCGAAACACUACAGCGGAUAGCGAUGAUGUGCUAAGUCAACAGUUAAAUCCGCUAUAUUUGCCACGUGAAAUGUUGGAAAUACAGAAAGAGCAAAGCUAA
Molecule: messenger RNA, 288 nt
Organism: Gongylonema pulchrum
Lineage: Eukaryota; Metazoa; Nematoda; Chromadorea; Rhabditida; Gongylonematidae
Source: the annotation of a GenBank genome assembly